Pectinophora gossypiella (pink bollworm) is the source of this 5834-nucleotide messenger RNA. RefSeq names its product 85/88 kDa calcium-independent phospholipase A2 (gene iPLA2-VIA). NCBI's taxonomy places the organism in Eukaryota, Metazoa, Arthropoda, Insecta, Lepidoptera, Gelechiidae. Gene Ontology annotation, biological process: lipid metabolic process; positive regulation of ceramide biosynthetic process. The record is from RefSeq and is a predicted model, not a curated record. Gene Ontology annotation, molecular function: protein binding. Gene Ontology annotation, cellular component: mitochondrion. The coding region runs from base 122 to 2554 and encodes 810 amino acids. The transcript is spliced from 15 exons.
UGUACUGUAUCGUCUGUUGUGUUGUGUCGCAAGAAGAAAAAUGCUGUCAGAUUUCAGAACUUAAUAACUAGAAUUUAUAUAUUUUUUAAAUCAGACUGCGAAUAUCAAAUCAACCGACAACAUGUUGAACUCAUUUUUCCGUGGCCUUCUCGGUACCGAGGAGUCACCAACUAAAGUCCUGGAGGUGCGGUCUGACAAUUACCUCUCAAGGCCGAUACAUUACCGUGAAGAUUCCAUGUUAUUAUACGGUCCAAAGAUUCCGCCAGACAGUAAGAAUUCCAAAGAUAAAUAUUUCGAAAUUGUGCUACAUAAACCCUUUACAGAAAGCUUGCAUCAGAUGUACAGUUUAUUUCGCUCUGAAAAUAAAGAUAUUGCCGAGGAAAGGUUUAUUGUGUUAAAAGAAAGAGUUCCACUCUACAUUAAGAUCACGAAAGAAUGCACCGUCCCGAGCCUUCAGAAAUUAUGCGAUCUUUUAACGGAGCAUCAGUCCUGGUCAAUAGCACAUAUAGUGGCGCAUUUUGGCCAGUACGAACUAUUCAAUGAUGAGGAAGUGCAGAAACGCAUCGACGAGGUUGAUCCACUAACUGGAACAACACCAAUAAUGGUUGCUGUAAAAACAGCCAACGUGCGCAUGGUACAGAGCCUGGUGUCUCUGAAGUGCUCUCUAGACAAGGUGGACUUGGAAGGUAAUACUGUGUUCCACUACGCCGCCGCCAGUAAUAAGGAAAUUAUUAAUGCUCUAGCCAACAAGACAGCGACAUCGCUGAAUCUGUUCAACAAGCAGGGGUACACACCGCUUCACAUGGCGUGUCUAGCCAACGCGCCCGACUGUGUACGAGCCCUUAUACUUGCCGGGGCCGACGUCAACCUCACUGCUGCUAAGCGCUCCACCAGUUCUCUGCCCGGUCUAGUAGGCGACGUCCUAGAAGACAACCGACCUAAAUUAUACCAACAAGACAUGAAAUAUGGUGGCACACCGCUCCAUUGGGCAGUAUCGCGCGAAGUCAUAGAAGCUUUAGUCGAUAAAAAUUGCGACAUGAACGCUUUAAACUUCGACGAUAGAACUGCUUUACACGUACACGUAUUACGCGGCCGAUUAGAGUGUGCCAUUGCCUUGUUAUCAAGAGGUGCAGAAUUAAAUAUACAAGACAAAGAAGGCAACACACCUCUUCAUUUGGCCGUGAAGCAAUCGAAUAUAGCAAUAGUACAAGCGUUGGUGGUUUUUGGAGCUGAUUUGGAAGCGGUGAACAAUAUGGGCUUUACAGCGAGACAUUUGACGCCAAUAGAUAUGUCGAAUAGUAAUUACGAUAAGAUCUUGUAUAUUCUGCAUGCGGUUGGUGCUAAAAGAUGCCCACCAGAGGUCGCGGAAUGCGGCGUGGGGUGCUCGGCGCGCGGCGACUACAAUGGGGUGCCUCCGCCUGCCAUCCCGGGCGCCGCCACGCGUGACGUCAUCAGCCAGAUGCUCUCCGUCGCUGCUAUGGAGCGUGCCGCUUGUAUGGACGCCAGUCAGAAGCUAGGCCGUCUUCUCUGCCUAGACGGCGGCGGUAUUCGAGGACUAGUACUCGUGCAACUCCUCAUAAGCUUAGAAGAGGUUGUAGGCCAACCCAUCAUCCAUUGCUUCGACUGGGUAGCAGGGACCAGUACUGGAGGCAUUUUGGCGCUAGCCUUGUCUUGUGGGAAGACCUUGAGAGAAUGCCAGAGACUGUACUUCAGAAUGAAGGAGUUCGCCUUUGUCGGGAUGAGGCCCUAUCCGUCUGACGCUUUGGAGACUAUCUUGAAGGAGUGUUUGGGCACAGAGACAGUGAUGGCGGACAUCCAACACCCGAAGCUGAUGAUCUUGGCAGUGCUGGCUGACCGCAAGCCGGUGGACCUUCACAUCUUCAGGAACUACCAGUCUGCGCAGGAGAUCCUCAACUUGCAUAACGGGACAGCAAGUCCGCGCGCGGAGGCAGGCGACAACGUGACGGUGGUGGCGCUGCCCGAGCCGCCGCCCCCUGGGGAACAGCUGGUGUGGCAGGCCGCGCGGGCCACCGGCGCCGCGCCCUCGUACUUCCGCGCCUCCGGCAGGUACCUGGACGGCGGUUUGAUGGGCAACAACCCUACUUUGGACGUACUGACUGAGCUAGCAGAGUUGCGAUUGGCGCUACGAGCGACCGGUCGGGAGGAAGAGGCUAAACUGACCAGCUUGAAGGUCGUUGUGUCGUGUGGAACAGGGCUAAUACCAGUGACGAAACUAAAAGACAUAGACGUGUUCAAACCUGAGAGCUUGUGGGACACAGCUAGGCUGGCCAUGGGUUUGACGGCUAUUGGAAGCCUUCUUGUCGACCAGGCCACCCAAUCCGACGGGCGCGUGGUGGAGCGCGCACGGGCGUGGUGUAGCACGCUAGGCGUCCCCUACUACCGGUUCUCACCGCGCAUGUCUCGCGACGUGGCCAUGGACGAGAGAUGCGAUGAAAAACUAGUCACCAUGCUGUGGGAGGCGCAAGCGUACAUGCGGGAGCACAGGGACCGCGUCGCUGAACUCGCCGCUCUGCUCGUACAUGACAAGCGAUGAUCCCAAACACUACGAAGUCCUAGACGGGCACAAUUUCAUCCUAGCUAAUCUUCAUUUAUACAGGUAAAUAACCUGUAUAUUGUAUUCAACGUGAAUCAUGCAAUUAAUUCCGUGUUACAUAACGCUUUACUCGGAUGUUACGAAUUGGUGUACGUAUCGUAUAAAACCGUAUAAUACUAUUAUAUAUCAUGUAUUUCACGAAUUACGAAUUACGAUUUGGCUGCGUUCCGAAAAGGGUUUACAAUAAAAAACCGAAUAUGCAAAUAGCAACAUCACGAACAAUCGGAAAAAAUAAGUGGAUCCAAUUUUACAUUUAUGAUUGUUUAUUUUAAUGUCUACUAAACGUAUUCAAGUCAUAUUUACAAGUAAUAUUUAAAAAAAACAGGGAUGUAGAAUUUUUAUUUAAUGACAACUGUGUUAUUAGAUUUAGUUAUUUAAUUUUACAUAAUUACUAAAAUAUUUAAGUUUAGAUUUUAUCAAAUGUUUUUAAUGUUAUUGUUGGUUGUGUGGUAGUGUUGUGUUUCUUUUUAUUUAUUAAUGAAAUUAUUUGUUCAAAACACGUUACAUCACAAGCAAAUAUAUUUAAUGCAAUCUUCUUUACAAUGUACUUUAUAGGAAUAAUAUUUGACAAUAUUGACAUUAGCAUUAUAUACUGUCGAACUUUAUACAAAAUUACCUAAGUAUUUAUAACAAUCUAGUAUAUCAAUGUAUGACAUAAAUAUUCCCCUUUUCAAGUCCCUUUCAUAAAUUAUCGUCAUACUUUUCUCUUCGCUUUAGUGUCGUUUGAGAAACCUACUGUCUAUAUAAUUUAUUUCAAGAGAAAUCAUACAAAAAUAUUCGUGUACUGUAUACGUAUAUAAUAUCGGCUCUCUUGACGCGAAGUCACUUUCACUUGUCUGGAAGGUUUUUUAUUCAGUAGUUGUGCUCUCCAACAAACAUGAAACGCAAAGGGGUCGAAAAGACCUGGCGACGCUCGGUUGACCGGGAAUUUCAAGCUCUCGGCAUGUCAUGGGAGCAAGCUACAGAGGGUGCAAAAAAUCGCGAGGAGUGGAAAUCUUAUUCGAGCCCUAUAUCCCAACAAUAAUAGGAUCAGGAAAGAGAGAGAAAUGUUCUUGGAUAAACGAUUUCUUGAAACAUUGCCGUAUAUAAGUGCACAAGAAGUUGAUAAAUAAAUCGGUCAAAACGAUAUUGUGAUAUGCAAAUCGUUUCGUUUUAAUAAAACAGCCAAAAAGUACAUUAUUAAUUACCUUCAGUUAGUAGGUUUUUUAAAUGAAGAUACAUGUUGCUCUAAAUAAUGUAUAUGUACCUAUCUACGCUUUAAGAUAUCUUGACCAACAUACCUAUCUGAACUUAGUCAACUUAAAAACUAUUUUAUUGUGCAGAUCACAAAUAAAUCGUAAUUUUAAUUUAAUUAAUAUGAAAGUAAUAUAUAAAUAAAUAUCAUCUACCAAUAUUAGUCCAAAUUUGGACAUAGAUCUGCAUCAGUUACGGGUAGUCUGUAUUCCAUAUAAUAUAUUGUAAGUAUGUCAAGUGCUCAGCGGUGAAGGAAUACAUCGUGAGGAAACCCACAUUCCCGGGAAAUGCGUUUCUGUGGUAUUCGACCUAACCUGUCUUGGGCUGGUUCCCCUUCGCGGGUCAGAAGGUCAGUUAGUCGUUUCUGUGAAAAACCCGGACCUGUCAAAUCUUCAGGUUACGUAAGCGGACCCCGGGAAAACAGAAUAACGCUAGGGAGAUGAUGAUAUUAUAAGUUUGUAAUUUAUCGUCAUGUCUUAUGAAGAAGUCAAAGAAUUGGCCUUGUACAGGCAAGAAUGGAGAAUAUUACACGGACAAGAGCGUGGCUCUUUAGUUAAUCUUCUUCUAUCGUGUCGGUUGUGAGGUGGUUUACAAACCUCAUCAACCCUGGUGUUAGUGUUAUUAUUGAGCCGCCAAAGGCCCCCUGACAUGGCUCGUUCAAUUAAUGAUGAUGAUGUAAUUUAUAUAUUAUUAACUUGAUGGCUCUGUACAAUUUAAAACUUAAGUAAGGCUAAAUAAAGAAUAUUUACAAUUUGUUUCUUUUUGACGCUGUUUCAUAAUUUGAAACAAAUAGGGUACUUGAUUGGGUCGAAGUUAAAUUAUAAAAUACUAAUCUAGAAAUAGAAAAGCAAUCUCAUUUUAUUUUCGAAUGUUAUUUAUCAAUUAAAUAACAAUGAGUACGACGUUUGACCGCUUUUAUUGAUGACGUCACAGUACAGUAUUUCCAUACAAACUCCAAAGAGAAAUUUCGUUUUGACAUUUUGAAAAAAGUAUGUCAUUUAUCUAUUGUAUACCAAAGGUUUUUAAUUGUACAGAGCCUAUAAUUUUCUGUAUUUAUAUUGUACUUAUUUUAUGCCGAUUACAUAUUUAUAUUUUAACUCAAAUGUACUGUAGAACGGUGGUUUUUAAUGAGCACAAUGGUUCCAGAGCUACCAACACACCAAGAUGAGCGUCUACUGUAAACUUUUGAUUGGUAUAUAUAUCCAGAGGUCAAUAUCCAUGUUUUUACCGCAAUUUUUUUUUGUUAUGUUUUGUAUAUCGUCGCUUCAUAGUAAAAACUACGUAACGCCUUUUUGAAAAAUCACUUUGUUCAAAAAAUAUCGAUUUCUUUCAAUGAGGGACGUUCCAGGCUAUGUUCUCCAAAAUAAAUUACAAAUUUGCCUGAAAGGCGCUGUACAAAUUUGCCUUCGUUUAAUCUUCUAUUUAAGAAUAAGAAUUUGAAUUUUUUUUUUCAUUUUUUUUUUUCAAUUUUAAUUUUUUUAGAACCAAAGUUGGUUUUUGUUGCACCGUCAAUUGUAAAAAAAUGUAUUAAGUACUGUACUUAUUUUUAAUAAUAAUAAUAUUAUCUUUGUUUUUGGCUAUAAAUGAUGACCCUUGUUAUAACACCCAGGUACAAUACAUCUUCCACCCAUUAUAAUUCUGUUCAAAAUAAUGAGAAGCAAUAUAAGUAGGUAGCAACAUAAUUCUAUACAUGUAUAUCUGAUCCAAAUAUUUCUAUUGCUUUAUAUGUCUCUAUAUGUAUCUGGUCCUUGGGGUAGUGAGGCGAGGGAAUUGAUCAGGGAGAUCGGCCGGAGACUCAAAGUCAGAGGGGGUGACCCUAGGUCUGCGUCUUACCUGGUCCAACGCCUGUCUGUGGCUGUGCAACGGGGCAAUGCCGCUAGUGUAAUGGGUUCGUUUGGACCAGGUCAGAUUCAGAACACUUAAACGCCUAGUUGGACGUGACGAAGUUACGUAUGUUCUGCCAUUACAUUAUAUUUUUGAAUAAUUA